This is a messenger RNA of Megalobrama amblycephala (Wuchang bream), 2005 nucleotides long. It is a transcript of the gene lhfpl5a, whose product is annotated as LHFPL tetraspan subfamily member 5a. Gene Ontology annotation, cellular component: plasma membrane. The record is from RefSeq and is a predicted model, not a curated record. Gene Ontology annotation, biological process: detection of mechanical stimulus involved in sensory perception; sensory perception of sound. NCBI's taxonomy places the organism in Eukaryota, Metazoa, Chordata, Actinopteri, Cypriniformes, Xenocyprididae. Bases 602 to 1264 code for a protein of 220 amino acids. The transcript has 3 exons.
UGCUAGGCCCAGUUCUCCAGUUCUGACAGUAGUUCUCCAGCAGGUCCAGGUGCUGCUGUAGUCCCUGUGCAUCUGUCUGUAUCUAUCUAUCUUUGUAUCUAUAGAUAGAUCAUCAGCGCAGUGAAUGACAGAGAGCUGUUGCAGGCACAGACGGUGAGUCAGCUCUCCAGGUUUGAGACUCAGCCAGAGUGUAACUGUACACCUCCAUUAAUUAAUAAUCUCAUGAUCUCACAGCACCACACAGAGUUUGUCUGAAUGAAGAGAGCACUUUCAUCUGCUUCCAAACUUUCUCAUCAUUCGGAUCUAAUGCACACAGUUGAAGGAUACAUCUGACCACUGUUGGCCUGCAGAUGGAGACUCAGAUGGAGUACUUUAUCUAACGUAUCUCUCAGGGCCCAGAGCUGUAGAGUUCCUUCAGAAUGGAGAUGUUCAUCAUCGUUUUUGUCUUUUAAUUUUUUGAUUCAAGACUUUCGGCUGCUUGACAAUCAAUUCUGCACGUGACUACCAAACAAGACUUGAAGUUGACCGCGUUUCUCACAUCCCUUCUGUCUGAACAUUCAGCUAACACGCACCUUCAGGUGGACCAUCAUCUCCAGCGAACAUGACUAAAAUGUUAUCUGCACAGGAGGCUGCUAAGAUCUAUCACACAAAUUACGUAAGAAACGCAAGGGCCGUUGGCGUUCUCUGGACCAUCUUCACCAUCUGCUUCGCCAUCAUCUGUGUGGUGGUCUUCAUUCAGCCGUAUUGGAUUGGAGACAGUGUCGACACCCCUCAGUCAGGAUACUUUGGGCUUUUUCACUACUGCAUCGGGAACCCCAUCACAGGAGAGCUGGUGUGUAAGGGCAGUGCCCUCGACUUUGGAUCCAUCCCUUCAGGUGCAUUCAAAACCGCCAUGUUCUUCGUUGGGAUCUCUCUGCUGCUGAUCGUGGGGACUAUCGUUUGCUUUAGUUUGUUCUUCUUCUGCAACUCCGGCAGCGUGUACAAGAUCUGCGCAUGGAUGCAGCUGGCAGCUGCAACUUGCAUGGUCGUAGGUUGUAUGAUCUAUCCAGACGGCUGGGACUCGGAGGAGGUGAAGAGGAUGUGCGGUCAGCGGACGGAUAAAUACACGCUGGGAAACUGCACGGUGCGCUGGGCGUAUAUCCUGGCCAUUAUCAGCAUCAUGGACUCCCUCAUAUUAUCCUUCCUAGCCUUUGUACUGGGCAACCGGCAAGAUAAACUGCUGCCAGAAGACUUCCAAGUGGGGGAGAACAAAGAGGAAGCAUGAAGACUUCUGCUUAUCAUCAAGCUCAAUGGACCCUGUGGGUUUAUGCAGAUACAGACCACUUUCUGCCCAUCUCCGAAAUAUGAAGGACAAUAAUCCUUUUAAUUUUACAUUUGUGUCUGUAGAAGUUAAAUACCACCUUUGAGGUUAUAUAAAUAUAUAAACUGUAUAAAAAUGUUUUAUAUUUUGAGACUAAGGCCAAAUUGAGGCAUUUUGUUAAGCGUGUGUUUUAAAAAAUGACUUUUGAGUUUAGUAAACUAGAAAAAACAGCUGAUUUCUAAUUAUAUGUCAUCACCCUGUGGUGGGGACUUUCUUUCAUAGCAGUGACUCAAAUAUUGAGAAUCUGUUCACCUAAAAGAUUCAGAUUCAUACGCAUGUGAAUGCUGGAGAACAGAAACACAAACAGUUUAGCAUAAUAUGAUUAAUUUACAACAAAACAAAAUAAUGGCUUCAUAUCCAAAAUCACUUUUUUUUGUCUUGCAUUACAUAGAGAAAUUGGACAAACUCAGUGCAGAUUCAUUUUUUUUUUUUUUUUUUUUUUUUUUUGCAAAUUGGAAUGUGUGAAAAGGAUUGUGGGUGAUUGGUGAACGCAAAGGAUACACUUGAUGAAUGAAGGAUGUCAAACGAAGUGUUACAUUAUUCACAUGAUGUCUGAAAAUAAAACAUGAAGGAAAAUUGACAGAUAAGCUUUAUUUGUAGGGCAACCUUAUGAUUUGAAAUGAUUCAUUUCAGUCAUUUUGAAUG